UGUAUCGGCUGGACUCCGAAUAUUGUUCUUCUUCUGCUUGUACUUCUGCUGAAAAGUUACUUUUAUUGUAGAUACUUAUACUUAUUAAUAAUAUGGCGAGCUACAGUUUAUUUUGGAUGUUAUUGCUAAAGAAUAAUUGGAAAUUGAUCAGUAAUGAUUUUGUUAUUUAUCUGUGGACUUUAGCUGUGACUGUCAUACGUAUUUACUGGAUAUUUUUUGUUCCACUCGUAUGGAAAAAGGAUCUGGACAACGAAAAAUGUUCAUUUUUAAGGAAAACAGAAAAUGCCGUUGGCGGCUACAAUCCUAAACGAGAUACUAUAAAUCGACUAAGAAAAUUAAAAAUUCAAAAAAUCACCGAACUACCUCCCCCUUAUCCGAAUGGUUGGUAUGGUAUCCUCAAAUCGUCUCAGCUUAAAGCUGGAGAAGCAACUUGUGUAUCAUGCUUGGGGGAAGAUCUAGUCAUCUUUCGUACAAAGAAAAAUAUCGUUUUUAUUCUGGAUGCUUAUUGCCCUCACUUAGGAGCUAACUUGGGUAUUGGUGGAAGCGUUGCUGACGACUGUGUAAUAUGCCCUUUUCAUCAAUGGAAAUUUCGGGGUACAGACGGACUAUGCAUAAAUAUUCCAUAUAGCACAUCAGUUCCUAAAGGAUCGAAAGUAAAAAAGUGGAUUUCGCAAGAAGUGGACGGCUUUAUAUUUAUUUGGUAUCAUGCUGAACAAACAGAAUUACCUUGGGAUCUUCGUGAACCUAUGGGAGAGAUUGACGAUGCAUUUGUCUAUCAUGGACACAAUGAGUUUUACAUUAAUUGCCAUAUACAAGAAAUUCCGGAAAAUGGCGCUGAUAUUGCGCACUUUAAUGCUAUUCACAAGAAAAAUUUUAUUAAUGGCAGUUGGGUUCAAAAGAAAAGAUUAUUUGGACUUGGAUCUCAUCAUUGGAAAGCGAGGUGGUCCCCAUUGGUUGGAAAAUUAAAAUACUUGGCGGAAGUUAACCUAAAUCAUUAUUUUAAACUAUUUGGAAAGUUCGACUGUUUUCGUAUGGAAGUUUCUGGCAAACAGAUUGGACCAUCAAUCGUGUGCCUCGAAGUUAAUUCAUAUACAUUUGGAAAAAUUAAAGUUGUUCAAUAUAUUACACCAAUCGAACCUUUGUUGCAAAAAGUUGUUCAUGAGUUUUACGGUCCUCGUUGGAUUGCGCCACUUAUGAAAAUAUUUAUUUAUGGAGAAAGUCUCAUGUUCGAACGCGAUAUUAGCAUAUGGAAUCAUAAAGUAUUUCAUCGGAAUCCUAUCUUAGCUAAGGAAGAUGCCUCGAUAAAGAAGUUUAGGCUGUGGUUCUCACAAUUUUAUUCAUCGAACAGCAAAUUAUAUUCUGAAACAACCAAUAUAGUUUUUUUCGGCAUUUUAUACUGGAAAUUUCUCCGGACACAGAUUGUCAGCAGGACAAGCAUGGCUUUGAGACUGACGGCUAAGUGGAUAUGGUGUUAGAGGCUAACGAAGGCUGGUGAAGUCGUGGCGAGGUGUCUCCCCUCGCCGUUGCCUUCCUGGUGGUGCCACAUGCUCCGAACUUUAAGGACCAGGACAUAUUUUCGGUACCAUCGCUGCAAGCCUGAUAAAACAAGCCGCCAUCGCCGCAAGCAACUGAGACCACCCUGGUCCGGGGUUCGGAAGGUGAGAGCAGGUGUCCGGGAGGGAGAGCCUCUCCGAUACUUGGGUCCUGGCUGAGAGCUCCAAGAGGCCGUGAGUUCAUCCCGGCAUCGGUUCGGUGAGGACACUCCCCAGCUUUUAUGCGUUGGUGCAGAUGCCGGACGUAGCUCUGUACAAAUUGGGAGCAUUUCAUCAUCAGCAAGCAAUAUAGGAACGAAAAGUUUCACCAAGUGACCGCGUCCUCAUGAAUGAAUUGGUUCAAUCGUUGAACACGUGGGUCAAAUUUGGAGAUUUCACGAACUUUUUCAAUUAUUUUUUUUUGGUACUCAGUCGGUAACAAAGACUCUUCAAAAAUAAUGGUCUGUCGAGGACAAUGAUUCAACCUGUCUCUGAACUUGUUCUGGAUUUGAGUUAAGCGGUUCUUCACGGGGUCGCGGAUCGAAAAUUGUAAUCGAUAGUCAGUAUUAUUUAUAAGUGAACUUAUGUUGUGAACCAGUUUAAAUGCGAUCGGAUUUGUUAGCUAAAUGUGUGCAGACACUGUUUUUCGCCAUCGCAAUUUUGGAAAUUAGCCGGAAAAACUUGGCAUUUUCAUUGUCGUGUGAAAGUCUGGACGACACACUGCGGUGAGCUAGAGUUAAGUUAGUUCUAAAUGUUAAAAUCAUGAAUUCUUUCAAAAUAAAAUAGAAUCAAAUCGUGAA
Molecule: messenger RNA, 2332 nt
Organism: Drosophila sechellia
Lineage: Eukaryota; Metazoa; Arthropoda; Insecta; Diptera; Drosophilidae
Gene: nvd
Product: cholesterol 7-desaturase nvd
Exons: 8
Coding region: 93-1475 (460 amino acids)
Biological process (GO): cholesterol metabolic process
Cellular component (GO): cytoplasm
Molecular function (GO): oxidoreductase activity; 2 iron, 2 sulfur cluster binding
Source: RefSeq, a predicted model, not a curated record